AUGUCAGAAAAAAAUCUCAAGAUCACAAUUAGAAAAACACCGAGUAAAAGUGAUGAUUCCUCGUCCCUUUCUUCCUCGACCGAAAAUGCAAUCUGGGAGGACCUGCAGCAAUUCCAGAGUGGAUCGCCAUCUGCUUUUUCGAUGGGUGGAGAAUAUUCGCCGAUAACAACGACCCCUCCUCCGGUUCGUAGUCUGGCUGAUCUGAGAAAUAUUUUCUCGUUACCCUUGACAAGUGAAAGUUCUUCAUUCAAACUUGCUCAAAUAGAAGGAGAAAAUGAAGAUCUAAAGAAAUUAAUAAACGAACUAAAACAAGAGAAUAGAGAUACAAAUGACAGACUCGUGGAGAUCAAACAAGAAUUGGAAAAAGAAAGAAGGAAUAAUAUGCGUUUGGCACACAAAUUCGAGCAAGAUUUCGAGUUUCACAAGCAGCAGAUAGUCAACGACUGCGGAAGGCACAUUGAAGAACUGCAAGAAGAACACCGCGAGCACAUCAGAAAUAUCGAACGCAAAUUAAAUACGGACCAAAGAAAACAAAAUAUUUUUGCUGCUUCUGAAACAAAGAAGCUUCAUGCCGAAAUCGCGGACUUGACCAAAGAUAAGCGCGAUCUUACUUAUGAAAACUCUUUGCUGAGAAUAAGACUGAAGGCAAAGAGAGCCCCGAAGGAAAUAUUGAUAUCGGGCAAUUUCGUGACAGCGAUGCAGCAAAAAGCUAUCCCAGGGUACUAUGAGCUUGAUGAAGAUAUUUGUCAUGAAACUAUGGAGUACAGGCCUGCAUAUAAACGUCGUGAACUAGCUCAGGGUCACCGGAUUUGGCUGGUUUAUAACAAGAACGACCGAGUUUGGAAUUUCCAACCGACGAAAAAAUUAUUUUCUUCUGUAUCUUUAAUAUUCAUACGAUCAAGAGCCGUCUUUCCCACACUGAUCUCGAGUGAAGCUGUUAAAAUGGCCUCAAAUGGACAAACCGGUUGGACAAAAAUACCGCUUGAUAUCAAGCAAUCGCCGACUGCUGUCGAGAUACCCAUUCAUAUUGACGACGAGUUAUCAGAAGAUGAUGACAAAGUUCCCGUCGUACUACUAGAUGUCUAG
Molecule: messenger RNA, 1086 nt
Organism: Oikopleura dioica
Lineage: Eukaryota; Metazoa; Chordata; Appendicularia; Copelata; Oikopleuridae
Source: the annotation of a GenBank genome assembly